AGCCGAAGAAGACGCGCGACGCUCGGUAGGAUGCAAGCUGGAAGAAGGACGGUUGACGGUGGCGAUAGUAGUUAGCGGUAGACAAGAAGAGGGUGAAAGACGAAAGGAGGUGCGGGAGAAGGAGAAAGAGGGUCGUCCGAGAGAGAGGUGCGAGAGAAGGAAGGAGACAAGGAGGGUCGGUGAUGGCUGCGAUGGUGAUGGUCAGUGGUUGUAUACCGGUUAAGCCGUUCAGUGCCAGGCCGGCGUCCGUCACGGUUAAACCUCGACCACUUGGUCGUUCGACUCCUAGACCGGCACCGAAUCCUUCGUGCCUUCAGGAUACAGUCCUUCCAGGUGGUUACCACCUCCUGGACUCUUGUCUCCACUCGAUCCACCGACCAUUGUCCUGUUGUGAACCUUCUCCGAGGACGCGUCCAUUCGCUUAUCAGUGACAUACCCAGACAUAUGACAGUUAAACAGUGGUUCCAUCAUUCGUGAUUAAUAAAACCAGCCUGGUCUAACUGAUUUCAAAGUUUACUGGCUCCUUCUGCUCGAAGAUAAGAAUUCGAUUCCUGCGAUGGUCAUUUGAUAAAGGUCACCCGGUGUCGCUGAUAGAGAUCGAAGGAGACCCAUGGAGGAGAGAACCGUGACCGGAAAUUAGAUACAACGGUUCAUCGUCGGGAUAUCUCGAAUUCUAUUCGACUGAUUCAUACGCGGCUCCACGAAGAGGAAGCGAUCCUCGUUGAAGCAUCAAUCAGAAGUGUAGCCUCUGCCAACGGUUCUGCACCUCGAAUUCGAAAUGAACGAAUGAACAACCAGGUAGACAUAGACGGGUACCGAGGAUAGGGACCAAUUUCGACAUGUCCAGGUUGAUCAGAAUGGCGAAGAACCCGGGAUCCGCGCGAGGUAGGGCAGCGGGAAUCGAAAUAAGCAACCAACAGGAUAGCAGGAUUCGGAGCGAGCGCGGAUGAAGUAAUUACCGAGGACUGACCAGUCACGGACCAGUCUGAUCCCAAGGGAGAUCCAGGGAUCAGGAUGCGGUGGAUCGGUUACGUGGCCACAAUUCUCUGGUGGUCGGGCAUCGCCAGGUCUCUCAGCACGCUGAAUCGAGGUCACAGUUACAAAAUCACCCCGAAGCCGUGCAGGGUGCCGGGCCCAGAGUCAAAGGAGGGCACGUGCAUGUUCGUGUGGGAGUGCAUCAAAUCGGAAGGCACGCACGUGGGCAUGUGCGUGGACACGUUCAUGUUCGGCAGCUGUUGCGUGCACAAUUCGACGUCGAACACGAUCACCGCACCCCAUCAGCAUCAAUCGAACCCUUUGAGACCGACCCUGGCAGAAGCAUUGGGCAACGAAUCGACCAGGCCCACUCUCGCUUCUCUAUCCGGCUUCCUGGUCACGGAUUCGAGCACCACGCGACCCAGUCACCGUCCAUCCGGGACGUUCGACUCUUUCGCGGGCCAGGGCAGACCGCACAGACCGCUAUCGGCCGGUUCCGCUAGACCGUUGCAAAAAAGACCGCACGCGAAACCCGCAUCCGAUCACAAAGACAGGAUCCAGACGUCGGUGGCUGCGGCCUCGUCGAAUUUCUGGGAGAAGAACCAACAGAGCACCAAGAGACCCGGCUCCUCUGAUCUUUGGGAGAAGGGAUCGCAAAGCACCAAGAGACCAGGAUCCUCUGAUCACUGGGAAAAAGGAUCACAGAGCACUAAACGACCUUCCGAUCUUCCGGAGAAAGGAUCUCAAAACGCGAAGAGACCAGGGCAACAAAGUACCAAGAGACCUGGUAUCUCUAAUCUCUGGGAGAAUAGCACUCAAAGCACCAAGAGGCCAAGUCACAAUACCCAGAAUCUUCAGCAAAAGACUAGACCAGAAGAUGGUCAACACACGGCUGUUAAGGAGAAGGACUCUUCUUAUACCACUUAUCAGAAUCAUCACCAGGGUUUCAAGGAUAAAGUGGACACGGCACAUAACACGUUAGUGAUAAGGCUACCUGGGAAGGAGCAAGGGUCUAGUAAGGAUAAGAACACUAGGCCGAACAGGCCGAACAACCAAAGACCGUCGGAAUCGAGACCUGACGAUAGCAAAACGGAGGAUGCGGAUCUAAGUGUCCAGGAGUCGGUGCACCGACCGAGCGUCAAUUCUGUCGAUGAAAAUGAACCUGCGAAGGAACCUCAUCCCAGUUUGAACUUCAUUCAUACCGAACGUCCGCAAUGGGCGACGAAGCCGAUAUCAGCGAAACCAACGACGGAAUUCUCGAAACCGUUUUUCUCGAUCAAAACGACCACUUAUCGACCGGUGUCGAUAAGUGAUCAAUCAGACACGAGGCCAAACUUCAUCUCCAAACCUAGCACUUCGAACGUUUCUAGGAAGACUACGACCACUGCCAGGCCGACUUACGCGAGUAGCUCCACAACCAGCGCAGCCGGAUCCGUGCCACAGACCUCUCACUGGCAAGUAACCACAGAGCCAGCGUUCGUCACGAAACAGAGGCCAGUGUCAUCGACGAAACCGAUGAGUUCCUCCGAGACCGCUAAACCUAUCGCCACCAGUUCUCAUUUAUGGUCGGAGAACAGCUGGACGCCGCCUAGGCCGUCCUUGAAACCACACUGGACGGACAAUCCUAGCCUCCUUCAGAACGGACCUGAAGCCUUUCCACCGCGACCGAGUUUCAAACCGACCGAACCGCAAGAAAGUACCGAGUUUCAUAAACCGCUCGGUUCAGCACACUACAUAACCACGUCCCAUUUCGAGACAUCCGCCAGGCCGAGACCCACGAAGAAGACCACCACGUCCACCACAACAACCACCAGCACCACCAGUACGACCACCAGUACUACAACAACCACCACAACCACCACAACGACCACUCCAAAACCAGAUACGACCGUGACCACUAGCGAGCCAGCCACGAGGACAGGCUCGGUGUUGACAGUUCCCGCGGCAGCGGAGAGCAAAGGUAUGCAGUGCGGUGUACCACCGCUGUUUCCGCGUCCAGAGACGAGGAUCGUCGGUGGCAAGGACGCGCCGUUCGGUCGAUGGCCUUGGCAGGUGUCCGUGAGGCGCACCUCGUUCUUCGGCUUCUCCAGCACCCAUCGCUGCGGCGGGGCGGUGCUCAACGAGAACUGGAUCGCGACCGCGGGACAUUGCGUCGACGACUUGUUGACCUCUCAGAUCCGUAUCAGAGUCGGUGAAUACGACUUCUCGUCGGUUCAAGAACGUCUACCGUACGUGGAACGAGGUGUAGCGAAGAAAGUGGUUCAUCCGAAGUACAAUUUCUUCACGUACGAGUACGAUCUGGCAUUGGUCAGGCUGGAAAGCUCGUUGACAUUUGCCCCGCAUAUCUCGCCGAUAUGCUUGCCAGCCACCGAUGAUCUGUUGAUCGGGGAAAACGCCACUGUUACCGGAUGGGGGAGAUUGAGCGAGGGUGGGACCCUACCCUCGGUGCUGCAGGAGGUUUCCGUGCCUAUAGUGAGUAACGAUAGAUGUAAGUCAAUGUUCCUGAGGGCUGGUAGACACGAGUUCAUACCAGACAUAUUCCUGUGCGCCGGAUAUGAAAGCGGAGGACAAGAUUCCUGCCAGGGCGACUCGGGUGGUCCUCUUCAAGUAAGGGGAAAAGACGGUCGAUACUUCCUCGCCGGCAUAAUAUCCUGGGGUAUCGGUUGCGCGGAGGCGAAUUUACCGGGGGUGUGCACGAGGAUCUCGAAAUUCGUCCCGUGGAUCCUGAAGAACGUCACUUGACCCAGUUACGUUUUCGUCCAUCAUUUAUCACGGGACCUUGAUGACAGCUUAACGAAAUCGAUUCCUCGGAGUCUGAACGUUGCUCUGCGCGUGUCUUCGAUUUCUUCGAUGAUUUCUUAAUCAAAGUGGAAGAAAAAGGCAACGAAUCACUGCCAAAUAUACGUGAAAUUUCCGAUCGACGACCUACGUUGAUCCUAACAAGAGAACACGAGACUCGAAACGAUAAACGCUUCCGUGUUUCCCUUUCGCGCAUCUCCUAACGGUGAUUUUAUUUCGCAAGAAAACACGAUGGAAAUAAAGGCACGGGGGAAGAUGUAUCGGAUUGAAGUUUGAGAAACUUCCAUCUCGAAGACUGUCGCUUUGAAAGCGAAGCCAAUCAAACGCAGAUUACGCGAGACUGUGGAAGGUUUCACGUACGAGACCAAUAAAUAAAAGUCGUUCUUAAACGACGAAGGAACUCACAAGAAUUGUAUUUAUAUAUAUAUAUAUACAUAUAAAUAAGAUAAUAAUAUAUUUCUCGUCGAAUGGACGAUCAAGCAACGUUGUAUCAGCUUUUAUCAUCCUGUGUACAUGAACAGAGAAGGAAGAGAAGUAAAGAGUCGCCAGCUUGACGUUGAAAAGGCCUCUGCAAAAUUAUGAUAUUAUUAGAAAAAAAAAAAUAAUAUACACUUGAAAUUUCAGGCAGUUUCAGCAGCAAGCUCAUUUCCACUUGUGUAUAGCGAAGCCUGUAAAUGCUAAAUUCUUGCCCAUCGUUUCUAAUAAUUAAAUUAAAUCCUUUUUAUCCCUUUUGUCUUUCUGUCUGUCUGUCACUCUGUCUUUCUUUUAUUUACAACUUACGAAUCCUUGUACAGACAUACAUCGUAAUACUUAAAGGUAGGUGUGUGCGAAUUAGAAAAACUCGACUAAAUAUAUAUAUAAUUGUUUAUAGAUUAUAACGAUAUUUAUAAGUAUGUCAAAUAAACACAUGUUUAUUAUUACUACUA
This is a messenger RNA of Osmia bicornis bicornis, 4700 nucleotides long. Its product is annotated as serine proteinase stubble-like. The record is from RefSeq and is a predicted model, not a curated record. The coding region runs from base 1015 to 3717 and encodes 900 amino acids. Gene Ontology annotation, molecular function: serine-type endopeptidase activity. Gene Ontology annotation, biological process: proteolysis. The transcript is spliced from 9 exons. Lineage: Eukaryota; Metazoa; Arthropoda; Insecta; Hymenoptera; Megachilidae.